AUGAUUCCGUGAAGGAUCUAGAAGGGAUUCGAAUUCAGCGAAUUGCCGACGGAGUUUCGUUGGAAGACGUUCCCACACAUGAGAAAGACGGCUGACAGCGAUAUUGCUGAGACCCAGAGUGAUAGCGAAUAAUGUCAUCAGAUCCCGAUUCUCUUUGGCGUACAUAGCAAUUUUGAUAAACUUCCGAAGUGUUGUGACUCGUUUUUGCGGCAACGCCAGCAAUACUUCCGUAGUGGCCCAGUACUGAACUUCGUUGAACCUGCGCAUAAGAAGAUCCAAAUUCGAGGGCACUCGUCCAGGAAACUGAUCCCUUCCAAUCACUUGUGUCACUAA
Haemonchus placei is the source of this 333-nucleotide messenger RNA. Lineage: Eukaryota; Metazoa; Nematoda; Chromadorea; Rhabditida; Trichostrongylidae. The record is from the annotation of a GenBank genome assembly.